AGAGAGAGAGGGGAGAGGCAGAGAGAGAACAGAGGAGAGACAGAGAGGACAGGGGAGAGGCAGAGAGAGGACAGAGGAGAGACAGAGAGAGGACAGAGGAGAGACAGAGAGAGGACAGAGGAGAGACACUGUGAUGGACGGACUGAGUGAGGAUGACCUGGUCUGGCUGCAGCUGGACGACUUCAGGAUGUUACUCAUCAAAACCAUCGACCCCUCCAGGAUCACCCCCUACCUCCGUCAGUGCCAGGUGAUCAGUGCUGAGGACGAGGAGCAGCUCUUCAAUGACCCCACACUCGUCAUCAGGAGGAGGAAAGUCGGAGCCCUGCUGGACAUCCUGCAGAGGACGGGGGUCAAAGGUCACACAGCUUUCCUGGAGAGUCUGGAGCUGGAUUACCCUCAGCUGUACAGCCGCAUCACUGGGAAGGAGCCCAACAAGAAGUUCAGCAUCCUUAUAGAUACUGGGGGAGAAUCUGCUCUGACUCAGUUCCUGAUGUCGGAGGUCAGCCGCCUCCAGAGGGCGCUGCAGGAUGAGAGGAAACGACGCCAGCGAGCACGCUCCGUUGCCAAGGAGCAGGAGGCGUGGUCUCGUCAGCAGCAGCUGAGGGACCGUGAGCUGAGGAAGGUCACUGAGCGCGUGCAGAAGAUGCGAGAGGAGAGGGAGCAUCUGAGUGAAGAGGUGAAGCAGCUCAGAGACCACAACUACAGCCUGAUGGCCGACAUCAACACCCUGAACCAGGACAAGAGCAACGCCCUGCUGGCCAACAGAGACCUGCAGAUAGAGGUGGAACGUCUGAAGAACACGGUGCUGAGAGCUGAAAACCAGACGCAGCUGCUGAGACGACGGACCCUGAGACCCCUACAUGAGAGACCCUGCAGCGAUCAUGGACCAUGUGACUGGAACCCAACCAGUCAGAAAGAGACCUCCAAACCCAACAACCAGGAGAACCAGGGGAUCCAGGAGAACCAGGGGAACCAGGGGAACCAAGAGAACCAGGGGAACCAGGGGAACCAGGGGAACCAGGGGAACCAAGAGAACCAGGGGAACCAGGGGAAGCUGAAGCAGCAGGAGAGUCGACCUCCUCCUCAGAUGAACCUACUCUCUACAGUGUUCAGACUGAGGAGGGAACUCCACAGAGCAGAGGAGCAGAGAACCAAGAUUCUGGAAGAGAAGGAGGAGCUGGAGCUCCGCUGUGCUCAGCUGAAGGGAGACGCAAAGAUGUACCGACAACGAAACAAACAAACCCUCAGACAGCUGGAGGAGGUGAUCAGGGAGAGAGACAAGGCCUUGUCGUCGCAGGCGGAGCACCAGGAGGAGGCGCGGCUACUCCUGCAGGAGAAGGAUCAGUAUAGGGAGCAGGUCAGACAGCUCACAGAGCAAUCUGACAGACUGGAGCUCCGCCUCCUCAGGGCUCAGGGGGAGGAGCUACAGCUGAGGACACGCCUCCACAGAGUCACCUGUAACUCUCAGCAGUGUGAGAGGAGCGUCAGUAGCGAGGAGGAGGAGGAGGAGGAGGAGGAGGAGCCUGAGGCCACGGACAGCGCCACCAAAGGUCAGCAUCAGAUGGAGCCACGUCUCCGCGUCAUGGGUCAUGUGACAUGUGUCUCCAUGGUUACAGGCAGCAGCGAGGCGUCGGGGGAGGUGGAGGACUCCCAGCAGCAGCUCAGUCGUCCUGAUGGUGGCGCUCAAGAGUCUGAGCAGAAGCUGAGCAGCGCUGCGUCGUGGCUGGAGCAGAGCGACGGACGCCUCUCCUCUAUUGGUCGCUCCAACUUCCUGUACCGCAGGAAGCGAGCAGUCAGGUCAAAGUUCAUCGGCACCGAGUUCACAGCCUGUAACCAUGACGACAGCAGUGGCAGCUACAUCACGGACUCCGACUGAGGGGGCAGGGCCAGGGCCAGGAUGGGGGCGUGGCCUCACACAGCUCCACCUUCAGAUGUCUUCAAACUGUUAAUUAAAAGAUAAAAAGUGAUUAUGACAUGAAAAAUAAAACUUUUACUCCACAGAACACACAUGAUUCA
Messenger RNA from Mugil cephalus (flathead mullet), 2016 nucleotides. RefSeq names its product caspase recruitment domain family, member 9 (gene card9). Gene Ontology annotation, biological process: positive regulation of canonical NF-kappaB signal transduction; regulation of apoptotic process. The coding region runs from base 134 to 1876 and encodes 580 amino acids. Lineage: Eukaryota; Metazoa; Chordata; Actinopteri; Mugiliformes; Mugilidae. The record is from RefSeq and is a predicted model, not a curated record. The transcript is spliced from 11 exons.